CUCGCCCAGAACAUCUCAGUGGAGACCACCAUCAAUCAGGGUGCCCUACAGGUUGCUGCCACCGAGUCAGCCCCCAUCCCAUACGACGCCAGGUCACAAUAGCCUCAUGAACAUCUUGUUCUCUCCCAUUUCCGGGCACACCUCAGCCACUCGCUCCUGGUUGACUCGGAAGCACAUCCGGAAACUGCACAUGGCGGCCAAUGUCAUCAAGCACGCGUGGCGCAGGUGGAGAAUCAGAAUGGCCUCACUUGUUUCUGAAGAACUGGAUGGUGUGGAGGGAAAACGCCCGUUUGAAGAUCCCAUUUCCCCAAGAUCCACCCCAUUGCCCCCAGCCCAGACCAAGCUCCAGGGGGCAGUGAUCCGCCUCUGGCUACUGGGCCUGGUCCUAGCCAACUCGGCCACCAGUGUGCGUGGCUUUCAGAGGAAGCUGGUGGUCUGGGCCUGCCUCCAGCUGCCCUCUGGAGUGUCCAGCAGCUCCCCUAUCCAGACGGCACAGCACCACCAGGCUGGGGUCACGUCCAUACGAGCGCUGCCUCAGGGUUCCAUCAAGUUCCACUGCAGAAAGUCUCCGCUGCGCCACGCGGACACCUGCCCCGAGCCUCUGCCCUACGAUGUUGCCGCUGGCUUUAAUCAGAUUCUGCUGGAGAGGCCCCGCCUGGUCCAGGUGUGAGAGCCUCCUGCCCUCUGCCCACCCCUGGUGGGGUUUUCCUUGGUGCCUUUGUUUCUCCGAGGCCUUUUCCUGCCAGCUGCCUUGCCAAAGACACUUAAUCAGCACACAGCUGCCAAACUAUUCCCGCGGCGAUGACAGCACAGGAGCGUGCUGGCUGCGGUUCAGCCAGGUUGCAGCCGCGUGAGGAGUGGGAGCUGCUGAGCCAGGGACAGAAGACCAUCAUGAUGUCCACAGGCCCAUCCUGGGGUACUGUCCGUGUCCCCAGCACAGCACCCCGAUUCCCUCCCUGAGAGCACUUUUGGAAUUCUGGUUUGGGGAAAUUUCACAUUUUGUUCCUGAAAAUGGAAUGAACUGUGUUUAACAAAUUAUCGAUUUAUUUAAUAUAAUUGCAAAUAAUUAGAAUACCAUAAACCAAGGAUGAACAUCAUCAUUCAUGAUAUGGAUCAUAACAACCAAAAAUAAAUCAAACAUUUUGGAACCAC
Molecule: messenger RNA, 1152 nt
Organism: Echinops telfairi (small Madagascar hedgehog)
Lineage: Eukaryota; Metazoa; Chordata; Mammalia; Afrosoricida; Tenrecidae
Product: unconventional myosin-XIX-like
Exons: 3
Coding region: 107-670 (187 amino acids)
Source: RefSeq, a predicted model, not a curated record